AUCGUUCUCAACCCUUUCCUUCAUCUCUCUCUCUCUAUAUCUCUCCCCGCCAAAGAGAUUUCGCGCCGCCGCCGUCGCCGCCGCCUGAGAUGUUACGGCCGCCGCUUUACUUCACUAUAAUAUCAAGGUAUUCAGCGGACAUCGAAAUAAUAGGCAAAUCAAACUGUUAAGAUCCGAGGUUUUCGUGGGGCCCCACCCGAAAUGGACGCACCGAAAAGCCAAACCAAGUUAGCGCGAACUCACUCCUCCUUGCUCCGAUCUUCUCCGACAGUCCGAUCGUCAAUCCAUAGCCUUUCAUCCAUCAACGAGAUGGAUUACGAAGAUGAACCAGACAUUGAAGAACAGAAGCCACAUGGAAAACCCGGUUCACCUAUGACCCGACGUCGUUCAACCCGGUUUGUUUCCUGCAUCGUCGUCUUCUCCUUCUCUAUCUACACCUGCUUUCUCUACUUCCGCCGCGACGAUAUACCCACUUCGGAAAAUCUCCUGUUAGUUCUAAUCUUCGUUGCCGUAGCUCUCUUUUUCGCCGGAAAAAACAAGGGUUCGAUCCAUCAUACUCUUUCCAUUAUCAGACAAAUCCGUGAAGAUUAUAGGAAUAGACUUGGAUUAUCGAAAACCCAUCAUAAGCCAGUCCAAUGGUUCAUUGGGGAAUCAAUGGAUUCAAACAAGGAACGGAAAUUAGUUACAGGGGAGGGAAAGUUUGUUCGAGAAGGAGUUGAGUUCUACAGUACUGGCGACUUCUACGAGGGGGAAUUUCAUAAGGGUAGAUGUAAUGGUAGCGGCGUUUACAAUUACUUCGCAAAUGGAAGGUAUGAAGGCGAUUGGAUUGAUGGUAAAUACGAUGGGUAUGGAAUAGAGAACUGGUCAAGAGGCAGCCGGUAUAAAGGACAGUACCGGCAAGGUCUCAGACAUGGUUUUGGUUUCUAUCGUUUCUUCACCGGCGAUACCUACGCAGGUGAAUGGUACAACGGGCAGAGCCAUGGAGUUGGAGCCCAGACUUGCUCUGAUGGUAGCUGCUAUCUUGGUGAAUUCAAAUGUGCGGUCAAGCAUGGUCUCGGUUGUUACCAUUUCAGAAAUGGAGACAAAUAUGCAGGAGAGUACUUUGGGGAUAAAAUCCAUGGAUUUGGAGUCUACCAUUUCGCUAAUGGCCAUUGUUAUGAAGGAUCAUGGCAUGAAGGUCGUAGGCAAGGUUGUGGAAUGUACACAUUUAGGAAUGGAGGUGAUAAACGUUGCGGUGAAUGGGAUUCAGGCAGCCUUAAGACCCCAUUAUCACCUCUAACCGAUACAGUUCUUAGAGCAGUUCAAGGCGCUAGAAAAGCAGCCCAAAACGCAAUCCACCUUCGUCGUGUUGAUGAACAAGUCAACAAGGCAGUUAUGUCAGCCAAUCGAGCAGCCACUGCUGCUAGGGUUGCUGCUGUAAAAGCCGUCCAAAACAGAAUGGAUGGUAAAUUUUGCGAUACUGACAUCUGAAGAACAGCCACUAUUAACCAACCAAAUUGUAAAAUUACAUUUUUCUUUUACUAGAAUGUAAUGUUACGCCAGAAGAACCCAACCCCGGCUAACCAAAUUGUUAGCCGGUGAGGUGUUUUUUGUUUUUCUUACCAUAAUAUCCACAUGUAACAUGUAUAUAGUAGAUGUAAAUCGUCGUUCUUGUUUCUGUAUCGUAUCUGUAUCGGAUUCAAAUCAAAAUGUUAUAAGAAUAACAAAUUAGACUGAA
Molecule: messenger RNA, 1717 nt
Organism: Impatiens glandulifera
Lineage: Eukaryota; Viridiplantae; Streptophyta; Magnoliopsida; Ericales; Balsaminaceae
Product: phosphatidylinositol 4-phosphate 5-kinase 4-like
Exons: 3
Coding region: 202-1470 (422 amino acids)
Source: RefSeq, a predicted model, not a curated record